AUGCUCGCAGGGAAGUGCUUGGGAUUCCUGUAUUCCGCGCUGUGUCUCUGGGCAUCCUUCUUCGUGUCGUUCUUUAAAGUCUCUCAGCAGGGUGAAAGCCAGAGACGCUUAUACAGAGAUCUGCUGAGAAACUACAAUCGUCUUGAGCGGCCAGUAGUGAACGACUCGCAGCCCCUGGUCGUGGAGCUCCAGCUUUCCUUGCUGCAGAUCAUUGACGUGGAUGAAAAGAACCAGGUGUUGAUCACAAAUGCUUGGCUGCAAAUGUGCUGGGUGGAUGUUUACCUGUCUUGGGAUCAGUAUGAGUACCCGGGAGUGCAGAACUUGAGAUUUCCAGCUGAUCAGAUCUGGGUGCCAGACAUUCUCCUGUACAACAGUGCUGAUGAAAGAUUUGAUGCCACGUUUCACACUAAUGUGCUGGUGAAUUACUCUGGAUCCUGUCAAUAUAUUCCACCAGGCAUUUUGAAGAGCACGUGUUACAUCGAUGUCCGCUGGUUCCCCUUUGAUGUGCAGAAGUGUGAUCUGAAGUUCGGCUCCUGGACCCACAGUGGAUGGCUACUGGAUCUGCAGAUGCUUGAGGCCGAUAUUUCUAACUACAUCUCAAAUGGAGAGUGGGAUUUAGUGGCUGUGCCGGGAAAGAGGAACGAGAUUUAUUACGAGUGCUGUAAGGAACCGUAUCCAGACGUGACCUACACGGUCACCAUGCGCCGACGCACACUCUACUACGGCUUGAACCUGCUGAUCCCCUGCGUUCUUAUCUCUGCCUUGGCCUUGCUCGUCUUCCUCUUGCCGGCUGAUUCAGGAGAGAAGAUUUCUUUAGGUAUCACUGUGCUGCUCUCCCUGACCGUGUUCAUGCUGCUCGUGGCUGAGAUCAUGCCUGCAACGUCUGACUCCGUCCCACUGAUAGCUCAAUAUUUUGCAAGCAUUAUGGUCAUCGUCGGUCUGUCUGUGGUGGUAACAGUGCUGGUUUUACAGUUUCAUCAUCAUGACCCUCAAGCAGGAAAGAUGCCCAGAUGGGUCCGCGUGGUCCUCCUCAACUGGUGCGCCUGGUUCCUGCGGAUGAGGAAGCCCGGCGAGAGCAUCAAGCCGCUCUCGUGCAAGCGCGGCUACGCCAAGCGCGCGGCGGGCGCCGAGACGCACCUCCUGCCCGGGCAGCAGUCGAGCAACGGCAGCGUCCUCGGCAGCUACCCGGGCCCGGAGAGCCCAAGGGCUCCCAAAGGCGACGCCGUGACGCUGGAGAAGAUCCUGGUGGAGGUGCAGUUCAUCGCCGCGCGCUUCAGGAGGCAGGACGAGGGCGAGGAGAUCUGCAGCGAGUGGAAGUUUGCGGCCGCCGUCAUAGACCGGCUCUGCCUGGUGGCCUUCACGCUCUUCGCCAUCGUCUGCACCUUUACGAUACUCAUGUCGGCCCCCAACUUCAUAGAGGCCGUUUCCAAGGAUUUUGCAUGAGGCUUCUCCAAGAGGAAAACGGGGAAAGGCAAAGGUAACCUGAAAGUAAAAUUUCCCGUAAUUUUGCUAGGUAAGCCAACAGAAAAGACUAAAGUGUACUUUUAUGUGCUAACACACACAGAAGGAGCUGAAAUUAGUUUCAAGAGCUAUUUUUUUUCCUGAUGUUAGUGACUCUAAUUACUGAAUAGUAUACAUGUUGAGUAUACGCGUUAUAACUUAUUUCCUAGACUACUUCCACAUGUAAUUAAGUCAUGAUCUUGUGACAAGCAGACAAGAUAGACAGGAAUUCAGAUCUACAAUAUAUUUGUUACGGGCUAACACUAGCAUCAGUGCAUUACAAAGCAUCUGGGAGAAUUUUACUAUUUUUACCUGGGUCACUACAAGCUCUUCAGUACUUUAUUGUCUUCAGUACCUUCGUGUUUUGGGGAUAUUUUCUUGUUCAUGUGGCUGUGAUACUCACUUCUCAGGUUUGACAGAUAAUCUCUUCACAGUCUUACGAUGCUGUAUUGCA
Molecule: messenger RNA, 1954 nt
Organism: Nothoprocta perdicaria
Lineage: Eukaryota; Metazoa; Chordata; Aves; Tinamiformes; Tinamidae
Product: neuronal acetylcholine receptor subunit alpha-7-like
Exons: 10
Coding region: 1-1443 (480 amino acids)
Biological process (GO): regulation of membrane potential; monoatomic ion transmembrane transport; nervous system process
Cellular component (GO): neuron projection; postsynaptic membrane; synapse
Molecular function (GO): acetylcholine-gated monoatomic cation-selective channel activity; transmembrane signaling receptor activity
Source: RefSeq, a predicted model, not a curated record